Messenger RNA from Coregonus clupeaformis (lake whitefish), 2011 nucleotides. Its product is annotated as dehydrogenase/reductase SDR family member 13. The transcript has 5 exons. The record is from RefSeq and is a predicted model, not a curated record. The coding region runs from base 88 to 1038 and encodes 316 amino acids. NCBI's taxonomy places the organism in Eukaryota, Metazoa, Chordata, Actinopteri, Salmoniformes, Salmonidae.
GAAUAACUGCGCAGUAAGGAAUUCUGGCGUGAGCAGUGUGUUCUAUGGAUUCUCUUUACUGAGUGCUGCACAGGAUCAGAAAGCUCAAUGGCUGUGUUUCUUCUUUUGGCUGGAGUGGUAGCCUAUAUGAUUUUUCAUAAUAUCUUUGUCAAAGGGGCAAUAUGCAAGAGCAAUGUGAAACUGCAUGGGAAAACUGUCAUUGUAACAGGAAGUAACACAGGCAUAGGGAAGAUGACGGCACUAGAUCUGGCCAGGAGAGGUGCCAGGGUCAUCCUGGCCUGCCGCAGCAAACAGAGAGCAGAGGCCGCCCUCGCUGACAUCAAGAGGGAGAGUGGGAGCAAUGAGGUGGUCUUCAUGCAUUUGGAUCUGGGGAGUCUGAAGUCUGUUCGGUCCUUUGCUAAAACCUUCCUAAAGACUGAGCCCAGAUUGGACCUGCUCAUCAACAAUGCAGGUAUUUACAUGCAGGGCACCACAGAAGACGGCUUGGGGAUGAUGUUUGGUGUCAACUACAUCGGUCACUUCCUGUUGACCAUCCUGCUUCUGGACCGUCUGAAGGACUGCGGUCCGAGUCGAGUGGUCAACGUGGCGUCCUUGGGUCAUAAUUUUGGCAAAAUUGAUUUCAACUGCUUGAGCACUCACAAGGAGUUAGGUGUUGGCAAGUCUGCCACGGAUGUCUUUAACAUCUACUGCAACAGCAAGCUGUGUAAUGUUCUCUUCACGCAUGAGCUGGCCAAGAGACUGAAGGACACAAACGUUACCUGCUACAGCCUCCACCCUGGUAUAAUCGAAACUGAGCUGGGCCGUUACGCCAACUCUGUAUUAUUAAUGCUGUUGAAGCCCUUCUCCAUGUUGUUCUUCAAGAACACUGUGGCGGGGUCUCAGACCACCCUGCACUGUGCCCUGCAGGAGGGCCUGGAGCCCCUCUCUGGACGCUACUUCUCUAACUGUACAGUCAGGAACCUCUAUCCUAAGGCCAGAGAUGACGCUGUGGCCAAGAAGCUAUGGGAAGUCAGUGAGAAUCUGUGUGGACUCCCGUGAAAGCCUCCCCCUGUGACUCAAGCUCUCCUCAGUGUGCAAGAUGAUUUUUGCGUGGACUUGCCCUUUAAAUCAACCAACAGUGUCAAAGACAUUCUAAAAGUGCUUACUCAUGUGUGAUUAGUAUAUAGGACUGAUCUUGUGCAUUAACUUCUAAGUUCUUACCACACGUUACUAAGGGUGUUCCACUCUGCCCUAGUAGAUAUCAUAUCUGGAACAUAAUUAAAGGACCCACCCAAAACUGUGCAUGUUGGAAUCAAUUCAAUCAUGAAGUGGCAAACAGGAUGAAGAAGCAUAGGCUUACUGGGCAAUUCAAGACUGAUGGGAAAAAGUACAUGUUCCUCAAUGGGGCUGUUGUGCAUUCAUUGGUUGUAUAAUAAUUGUGCCAGCACUGAACAGUGCAUCCAUUCAUAUUUUAGAUAAUGUAAUCUCGUGGUUAUAGAUCAUGUGGAUAUGGCAGUGGAGCUGAUGCGGUUUGUUGCCUUGAUCAUGUUGAUUGGAAUAAAAAACCAGGGGUGGAAAGAGUACUAAAAUAUCUUACUCAAGUAGAAGUACUGUUAAUUUAAUACAAUUUUACUCAAGUAGAAGUCAAAUGAAUGGUGUAAAAAAACUACUCAAGUAAAAUGUAGCUAAUUUAAAAAGUACCUCUGAAUACAUUUAAUUGAGUUACUUUUAAAAUAUAAACAUUGACCUUGAUAAUUAGCUGAUUUUGCUCAAAUUACCUGAACGUUGUGACACGAUAUUUUCCAUGCAUUCAAUUGAAAAAGAAAGAGGCAAUGAAUGAAAGUAUUUUAUGAGUUAUAACAAGGCACAUCUGUAUGUAAAAUUAUUAACAUUUGAAAACAAACAUUCAAAGCAAUUAAAAUGUAUAGAUUUUUUUUUUUUACGAUACAAAAUAAAGUGCAUAAGCAAUAAAGUUGCCAGACUUCUAUAUACUUCAGACUCUAGAAAUAAACAUGUCUUCUUUUUUCAACCA